AUUUAUAUCAGACAUGAACACAAAUCAUAUUUUCGAGAUCGAGGCCGGAUGAAGAAGGACUCGAGAAGGCUGGUUUUCAAUAAAACUCCAUUGAUACUGUACUUGCUAAUUCUCCCUUUGUUUUAUGCUGCCAUUUUUUCAACAAAAUCAGUUUCGUAUGAUGAGUGGAAACAACUGUUAUCAAAUUGGAGAGCUCGGCUUGGCACCAGAAAUGUCGAUAACGAUGUACAAGAGCAAGAGUUCCAGAAAUUUAUUUUUAGAAGUCUAGUGACAGGAGAAGAUCGAACGCAACUUGAAACCACUGGAUUUGCUUGCAAUACUGCUGAGCACUCGGAAGUUUGUGUGACAAACAAACCGGUGAGGAUUGACACCAACACCAUGACAGUACAUGUGCUAUCAGACCAGCCUAUGCCACGAGGUCAUCGCAAUGUUCGGCCAUAUGCAAGAAGAGAAGAUGAGAACACCAUGAAUACCAUCACACCAGUUCAGAUACUUCAAGGAAACAAUAUCACACCACCAGCUUGCAAUUACACCCACAAUGUCCCAGCCGCCAUCUUUUCAACCAGUGGCUUCGUGGGAAACCUAUUCCAUGAAUUCAACGAAAUCAUCAUCCCAUUGUUCCUCACAACCUACCAUUUCCAAUCCAAUCUACAAUUUAUCGUCGUUGAUUACAAGCCUUAUUUUGUCAAUAAAUAUAACCGGAUUUUAGCCCAUUUGUCUCCUUAUGAGGUCAUAAAUCCGGCUUCAAAUGGUAGUAGUGUGCAUUGUUUUACAGGAAUGGUGGUUGGGCUUCAGUUCCAUAACAAUCUAGCCAUAAAUUCUAGUGAUCUCCCAGAAGGGUAUUCAAUGCUGGACUUCAAACAGUUUCUUCGAGAAGCAUAUAAUCUUAAGGUAAAGAGUAGUGUUGUGUCAAAGAUAGAGCAACCGGUGUUGGUGCUUAUAUCGCGUAAAGGAUCAAGAAUGUUUCUGAAUGAGGAUGAGAUGGGGGGCAUGAUGGAAGAGCUAGGGUUUCGCGUUGUCGUGGUGACCCCAAACAGGAUGGCAAAUUUAGACAAGUUUGCCAGUGUUGUGAACUCCUGCAGUGUGAUGGUUGGUGCACAUGGUGCUGGCCUAGCAAAUGAAGUGUUCUUGCCUACCGGGGCAGUGAUGGUGCAAGUGGUGCCAUGGGGGCUGGAGUGGGCCUCAAAUGCCUACUUUGGUGAACCAGCUCCGGGCAUGGGUGUGAAGUACAUGGAGUACAAGAUUGAAGCAGAGGAGAGCUCGCUUGUCGAUACUUAUGGCCGAGAUCACGAGGUCAUUGUGGAUGUAGGUGCUGUAUUUGCAAAGGGCUACCAUGCAGCCAGGGCUGUAUAUGUUGAUGGGCAGAAUAUGAAGAUCGAUCUUGUGAGGUUUAGAAAGACUCUUAUUGAAGCACUUAGAUUUCUUGGACAGUCAUCUCCUACACCUACAAAUUGAAGAACUUGUUUUCAAGAUUAAUUCUUUAAAUUUAUCACCCUGGGAAGAUCAAUAAAUAUUUAGUCACGCAUGGUAAUUAAUACUGUUUUGUAAAGCAAUAAGAUCACUCAGAAGGUAUGUAAUUAUCAGAAAAUGGUAAGAUGUUUUAUUGGUGUAAGCAACUUCAUGCAUGCUUGCUCUUCUAUUUAUUAUUUUCUUUUAA
Cornus florida is the source of this 1657-nucleotide messenger RNA. Its product is annotated as alpha-1,3-arabinosyltransferase XAT3-like. The record is from RefSeq and is a predicted model, not a curated record. Gene Ontology annotation, molecular function: glycosyltransferase activity. The transcript has 3 exons. Lineage: Eukaryota; Viridiplantae; Streptophyta; Magnoliopsida; Cornales; Cornaceae. Bases 49 to 1455 code for a protein of 468 amino acids.